Molecule: messenger RNA, 636 nt
Organism: Suillus discolor
Lineage: Eukaryota; Fungi; Basidiomycota; Agaricomycetes; Boletales; Suillaceae
Exons: 4
Coding region: 1-636 (211 amino acids)
Source: RefSeq, a predicted model, not a curated record
AUGAUCGGGGACGAUGGUAGUGGUACCCAUGGAAUGUUGAUUGAUUGGGAAUUCACUGUGAAGAUCCUCAAGAAUGAGAGCUAUACUGUUGGGGGCACCAUUAGUCUCCACCUCAAGACUCUAACUGAUGAGCGUGAGCUCAAGGGAGCCUCGAGUUCAAGACCAUACCCACCCCCCCUGAUCAAGCACUGCUACCAAGACAACCUUGAAUCCAUGUUCUAUGUCUUCAUAUGGAUUUGUAUCGAGUUUAGGGGUCCCCUUGGUAUGAAGCGUGUCCUCGACAAGAGUCACAAUUGGAUACCCAUGAGUGGUCAUCGGAGUUCAAGACAUGCUGUGAUAGAACUCACCGGACAGAUUCAUCCAUACUUCAAAAACCUUAUUCCCGUCGUGUUGGAAUGGUACUAUCUCAUGAGAAAUCCGAAAGAUGUACAUUUCAACAACGUAAUCACGUUGUUGAAUAAACAUCUUAAAGAUCUUCCCAGGAACAAGCCCUCACCUGGGCUCCUGGUUUCUACAUGGUUACUCAAGGCACUGAAGGCGAAGGACCAAAAGGCUUUGAGUGUAGAUGAGGGAAAGAUGUCACAAUUAUCGAUGGACAAUGGAGGCUAUGCCCAAGCCGAAGAGGAGCAGGAUUGA